This is a messenger RNA of Camelus dromedarius (Arabian camel), 1918 nucleotides long. It is a transcript of the gene NANOS1, whose product is annotated as nanos C2HC-type zinc finger 1. Gene Ontology annotation, cellular component: perinuclear region of cytoplasm. Gene Ontology annotation, molecular function: mRNA binding; zinc ion binding. Gene Ontology annotation, biological process: negative regulation of translation; oogenesis. The record is from RefSeq and is a predicted model, not a curated record. NCBI's taxonomy places the organism in Eukaryota, Metazoa, Chordata, Mammalia, Artiodactyla, Camelidae. The coding region runs from base 178 to 1056 and encodes 292 amino acids. The transcript has a single exon.
GGAGCGCAGAGGGCAGGGCCGCGGCGGCGAGGCCCGGGGGCGGGGAGGAGCGGGACCCGAUAAAAAGCGGCGAGGCGGCCCCACCCCGCGGCAGGCCGGCGGGCAGGCUCGGCGCGUCCCUUCCGUCCGGCCCGUGCCGGCGGCGGGGAGGCGGCGCGCGCGGCCCGCAGCCCGCCCAUGGAGGCUUUCCCCUGGGCGCCCCGCUCGCCCCGCCGCGGCCGCGCCCCCCCGCCCAUGGCGCUCGUGCCCAGCGCCCGCUACGUGAGCGCCCAGGGCCCGGCGCACCCGCAGCCUUUCAGCUCGUGGAACGACUACCUGGGGCUCGCGACGCUCAUCACCAAGGCGGUGGACGACGAGCAGCGCUUCGGCUGCGCCCGAGGCGAGGACCGCGGUGGCGGCGGCGGCUCCCCGCCCUCCUCUUCCUCCUCGUCGUGCUGCUCCCCCCAUGCGGGUGCCGGGCCCGGGGCACUGGGGCCGGCGCUGGGUCCUCCCGACUACGACGAGGACGACGACGACGACGACAGCGACGAUCCGGGGUCUAGGGGCCGCUACCUGGGGGGCGCCCUGGAGCUGCGCGCGCUGGAACUGUGCGCGGGCCCCACCGAGGCCGGGCUGCUGGAGGAGCGCUUCGCGGAGCUGAGCCCGUUCGCCGGUCGCGCCGCCGCCGUGCUCCUGGGCUGCGCGCCCGCCGCAGCCGCCACCGCCGAAGUGGCGCAGCGCGAGGAGCCAGCCCCAGUAUGGGCGGCCGAGCCCCGGCUACACGCCGCCUCCGGGGCGGCCGCCGCCCGGCUGCUCAAGCCCGAGCUGCAGGUGUGCGUGUUUUGCCGGAACAACAAGGAGGCAGUGGCGCUCUACACCACCCACAUCCUGAAGGGACCCGACGGGCGAGUGCUGUGCCCCGUGCUGCGCCGCUACACAUGUCCCCUGUGCGGCGCCAGCGGCGACAACGCGCACACCAUCAAGUACUGCCCGCUCUCCAAAGUGUCGCCGCCGCCCGCCGCCCGUCCACCGCCACGCAGCGCCAGGGACGGCCUGCCCGGCAAGAAGGUGCGCUGAGGGCCCGGGCUCGGGUCUGCUGCUGCCACUAGGGUCACCGCCUGCCCACUCUCGUUUUUGGUCUGCGCACCAUCUCUCCCUCGCUGCUGGGGAGCGUGGAGCUCAGCAGUUGGCUCUACUUGGGAAUGUCGUCUUGGUUUGUUUUCAAAGGAAGCCGGCGGUACGGAGUACUUUCUUGUAGAAGAGCGGUUGAGACUAGAUGCUAAAAUCUUGAUUUGUUUAUCUCUAGUUUGUGCACAUCCAGACGGUGACGGAUGGGUAUUCCACUAACUGAAAUAUGGCAACUUAAAGGCGCGCUGUUUAUUUACUCUGUACGUGGACCUAUUUUAGACGCGCAUCAGUGUGAAAUGGUCUCAAUCUGAUCUUGGAUGUUUAAUUUUAUGAAUGGAGGCACUUUACUAGGUCUAGAAUAUUUUUUUAAAAGCCUCUUAACUGAACUUAAAACUGGCGAUUUUAUGGAAUGUCAGCAAAAUGACUAUUUUAUUGUUUGGAACAAGUAAUGUUUCUGUUGUCCUUAACCAGUUAUUCUAAUCCCAGGUGAAACAAGCCCCUGCCUGGUAGCAUCAUUAAGUGAAGGCUUAGUAAACUUUCCAGUAUUCGUUUGGGUGGGUGUUCCCUCCUUGUGGCUUGUUUCUGUCCUAACUGGAGGUGUAAACAUGAACAGUCUGUAGCAGGUAGAAUACAGUUCCUUAGCCUUUUAUGUACCAGAUCUUUUAUUACUGAAUGACAACUAGCAUUUUCCACCUUUAAAAUUUUUGCCAAGUUAUAAUCAUAUUGUGUAUACACUUGGAAAUGGUGCUGUUUAAAAACCGUGUGUUGUUUAUACAGUAACAGUAUAUGAACUCAUUAAUCUUGCCUUUAA